This is a messenger RNA of Sphaerodactylus townsendi, 5269 nucleotides long. RefSeq names its product leucine rich repeat transmembrane neuronal 3 (gene LRRTM3). Gene Ontology annotation, cellular component: plasma membrane. Bases 523 to 2247 code for a protein of 574 amino acids. NCBI's taxonomy places the organism in Eukaryota, Metazoa, Chordata, Lepidosauria, Squamata, Sphaerodactylidae. The transcript is spliced from 3 exons. The record is from RefSeq and is a predicted model, not a curated record. Gene Ontology annotation, molecular function: protein binding.
AGGAGCUUUCAGAAUGACAGUACGCAGAAGUGAACAGUGCUUGUUCAUUGUACAGGGUCAUCCCGGCUCCUGUGCUCCAACGCAGCUUCCCUAGCCAGACUGAGGUGCUCGCGAUGAGAACUGCUGCCCAAUGGAAUACAGAUAGAUGAGUCCAGAGAUCUGAGCAUUGCUUGGGGGGGCAACAUUCAUCAUGCUUUGCCGGGAGAGAUUGUAAAGAAGCCAGGUUUUUUUUCUCAAUGUAAAGAUGCAAAAAGGCACCAUCCAUGAAGAUCCUAUCACCUAGGGAAAACUUGACAUUCUGCCGCAAAUGCUGUGUUGGGAUUUAUUUAUUCCGGGAGGAUUCUGCAUGGCUGGCAAAGAAUAAUGUUCCGAAAUUGGUCCAUCUCCCAAGGGGUCCAAUUUUUCUUCCUGGGUGUCAGCAAGCCCUGACUCACCACAGAGCAGCUGACAGGGGCUGUCAUGCUUGUGGCACCCUAAGCAAAAAGCAAAAGACCUAAGGACGACCUUUGAACAACACAAAGGAUGGGUUUCAAUGUAUUUAGGCUACUGAGAGGAUCAGCUGUAGCCCUGGUAAUAGUCCCUACUGUAUUACUGACAAUGCUUUCAUCUGCUGAACGAGGAUGCCCUAAAGGCUGUAGGUGUGAAGGCAAAAUGGUCUAUUGCGAAUCCCAGAAAUUACAGGAGAUACCCUCAAGUAUAUCAGCUGGUUGCUUAGGUUUGUCCCUGCGAUAUAACAGCCUCCAGAAACUAAAAUACAAUCAGUUUAAAGGUCUUAAUCAACUCACCUGGCUGUAUCUAGACCAUAACCACAUCAGCACCAUUGAUGAAAAUGCUUUCAAUGGAAUACGCAGGCUCAAAGAGUUAAUUCUGAGUUCCAACCGAAUUGCCUAUUUCCUUAAUAACACAUUCAGACCUGUAACAAACCUCCGGAACUUGGACCUCUCCUACAAUCAGCUGCAGUCCCUGGGAUCAGAACAGUUCAGGGGCUUAAGGAAGCUGCUGAGUUUACAUUUGCGGUCUAAUUCCCUGAGAACAAUCCCCGUGCGGAUUUUUCAGGACUGUAGGAACCUUGAACUCCUGGACCUGGGCUACAACAGGAUCCGAAGCUUAGCAAGGAACGUAUUUGCAGGCAUGAUCAGGCUAAAGGAACUUCACCUGGAGCACAAUCAAUUUUCUAAGCUUAACUUGGCACUUUUUCCAAGGCUCAUCAGCCUUCAGAACCUUUAUUUACAGUGGAAUAAAAUCAGCGUUAUAGGGCAAACGAUGUCCUGGACUUGGAGCUCAUUACAAAGGCUUGAUUUAUCUGGCAAUGAAAUAGAAGCUUUCAGUGGACCUAGCGUUUUCCAGUGUGUGCCCAAUUUACAGCGCCUCAACCUGGAUUCCAAUAAGCUCACAUUUAUCGGGCAAGAGAUUUUGGAUUCUUGGAUAUCUCUCAACGAUAUCAGCCUCGCUGGGAAUAUAUGGGAAUGCAGCAGAAACAUUUGCUCCCUAGUAAACUGGCUCAAAAGUUUUAAGGGGCUAAGGGAAAAUACAAUUAUCUGUGCCAGCCCCAAAGAGCUGCAAGGGGUGAAUGUUAUUGACGCAGUCAAAAACUACAGCAUCUGUGGCAGAAGUACGACGGAGAGGUUUGAACUGCCACGGGCGCUCCCCAAGCCAACCUUUAAACCCAAAGUGAUUAGGCCUAAGCAUGACAGCCAGCCCCCUCUGCCCCCCACUGUUGGGGCCACCAAAGCCAGUGCCGAGCCCGAGCACGACACGGAACAUAUCUCCUUCCAUAAAAUCAUUGCAGGAAGCGUGGCCCUUUUCUUGUCAGUGCUGGUGAUCCUGUUGGUGAUCUAUGUCUCGUGGAAGCGUUACCCUGCCAGCAUGAAGCAGCUGCAGCAGCGCUCUCUCAUGCGAAGGCACAGGAAAAAGAAGCGGCAGUCCCUGAAGCAGAUGACUCCAACCACACAGGAAUUUUAUGUCGAUUAUAAGCCAACCAACGCCGAGACCAGCGAAAUGCUGUUGAAUGGAACAGGACCCUGCACAUAUAGCAAAUCAGGCUCCAGGGAAUGUGAGAUACCUUUAUCUAUGAAUGUGUCAACAUUUCUUGCAUACGAUCAGCCUACGAUAAGUUACUGUGGUGUACAUCACGAACUUCUUGCUCAUAAGCCCUACGAAUCAAAUGCACAGGAAGAAACAAUGGAGUCACAGCUAGAGACUGAUUUGGAUCUGAGCACAAUCACAACAGCAGCACGAAAUCAGUGAUCAUGUUCAGCAAGCUGGCUUAAGUGACCUGAAUUACAGCCAAGAGAUGCCACUAAAUUUUUAUUUCACAUGAAGGAGGAAAUGAUUUCUUCAGUGGAUUCCAAAAUCCCUGUUCAGUUAAAAAAAAAAGUUACACAUUACAAUACAGAUUGUUUUCAGUCUACGAUUUGUAAUUAGCUAAUUUGUGCAGUAUUUUUUGACUUUAAAGAAAGAGUAUGAUCCUUAAAAUAAAUCUUUUUUCAAAACUCAUCCUACCUACCUGUAAAAAAAAUGUACAGAUCUAAUGUAUUUUUUCAUAUUGUAAAGUUUCAAUAUACUGAGAUGUAUUGGUAUGUACAGGACCAUGAUUUCUUUACAUCGUACUUUACAAAUUUCAGUUUCUAAAAAAAAAAAUUAACAGAAGUUAUUUCUUGCGUUAUCUUCAAAGUUUCUCAGUUUUUAGGGACUGUUUUGUUACAGCUUUUUGGCCCAGAAAAACAUAUCUAUACACUUCACUCUGAAAUUCUUUGUUGUGCAACAACCUGCACAACUUUUAUCACACUGACUGCAUAGAGAAUUCUAUCUACUUGUUCCAGAAAUAAUCCAUUAACCCAAUGGAAGGUUUGAUUGUUCAAGCUUACAUAGACAUGGGUUUUUUUUUCUUAUAAACAGAAAUCUAAGAAGGUUUUGAUAAACAGAAAAAAAACAGUUCUCUGAAUUAACUGUUGUCUUGAAUUACAGCCUGGUUUCUAAAGCAAUGAAAUGUAAUGAUAAAGAGGGAUAUUUUAACAACAUACCUCUGAACAAAUGACUCAUUGUUUUAUUCCUUCAUGUGGUAUUGCAUCAAAAACAAAAAAUGCACUAGGGGCAGAAACAGCAUUGGAGACAAAGGCAGUAACACAGCAAUGAAGUUCCAUGCAGUUGUCAGCUAACCAGGUUGUAUUUUUAUUUAGGUUCAUCUUAUUGCAUAGUUAUGCAACUGGAUUGCACUGGUUAUUAGAUGAUGUGUUCCAAUCUUGCACUUGCUUGGUGCAAGCAGCAACAUCUCACACUGAAAGAACCGUUCAGGCCUGGUUCCACAAUGCCCUGGUAAUAAAAACUGAUACAUUCAUUUCCAGUUUUUCAGGAUCUAAUUUUAAAAAGAGUUAUCAUGCAUAUUGCAGUGCACAUGAAUGAAAAGUUCUCUAGAAAGAGGUGAUAUCCAAAAGGCACAUAUGUUUUUUUUCUUUUGGUAACUCAAUUAGAACACACACACACACACACAAAUUGAAAGUGCAAAACCAAUUCAUGGAACUGGAAUGAAGACAGUGGGAGUCAUUAUUUUCCAUCCAUGUUGACUUCACAACAGCACAACACUGCAAAUGCUCCAAAAAAAUUCAUUUGCAGUGGCUGACACAGGCACCUGGCCAAAAGUCCUCCCCAUUUGCUAGAGAGUUUAUAUACAUUUGUACCACAGCAUAAACAUUGGUCCAUUCCUCACAGCAUAAAAAAGACGUCUGGGGGACAUCUUUUAAAAAGCCACCUUUCAUGUUUGUUCCAGACAGUACAGGUGUCAGUGGAGAAAAGAGGGUUUUUCAUAUUGCACAGAAAAGCUAAGACAGUCCGCGGAGGGCAGGUUAUGCAAUGCUUUUCAGUGGGCAGCAAACCUGUCUUUUGAGUGUCUAAGAUGCUCGUAUUAAUGUCUGCGUAUCUUCGAAUACAGCUCCUCCAAAAGAAAGAAAGAAAACUAUAUAUUGCUGGAAUUGGCAGAAUGAGCUGAAUACAGCUAUGUACUCUUUGGGUUGAAAAGGCACCCAGGAUCAGAGCCUGCACAGCAAAUGUCGUGGGGCAGUCUUCAGGAAGUAGGGAGAAUCCCUUCAGCAGCACACAAAAUGUUGAGCGCAAUCUGAGGAGAAAACUUACCAGAGAGUUUAACAGCCAGGCGGGAAACAUAAGAUGCCUCCUGAGCUUCUGAACUCUGUAUAAUCAGGCAGGAGACAACUAGCAGAUGACUUGAAAGGAAAAAAGUCUUCCUUCUAGCAUCUUCAAAAUAAGACAGCUUGGGCUGAAAUAAAAUGUCCUCAGGAGGUUUUGGGGGGAAAGCUGUGCAGAGUUCCUCUCCAAGGUGCCUUUUUGAGGUCCUCAGGACAUCUUAUUUGUGCUGUGCAGAAUGGGCCAAUGUAUCUGAGUAUACCAUGUGUGACCCCAUAAGCAUGCAAACUUCACAGGUAUAUUUGUUUCAUUUUAUGAGCAGCAAGACUCAUACAAAAAGUGGCUACAUGUGUCUGGGUCGACACAUUUAGUACAAAUAUAACAAUUACUUUGGAUGUAUGAAACCGCAUCUACUAUUCCACCAGAAAAGAUUCCUAUAUUUGUGUAAGCCAUUGAAGAGGGGCCUAGGCUAUUCCACUUGUGAGGCUCCUCCCAACCCCCACCUUCAUGAUUAGUGGAAAAUGGUGUCCACACAAUGGGGUCAGAAAUGGGGUCCACUUCAGUGAAGUCCUAAAAGGACACAUUCAACACAGAAAUCAAUGCUAGUGUCAGGUUACCACCUUAAGACGGUAUUAUUCUGAAAUUGAGUGCAAGGAAAAAAUAUUGACGGGUUAUCGAAGGCUUUCACGGCUGGAUUCAACUGGUUGUUGUGGGUUUUCUGGGCUGUAUGGCCUUGGUCUGGUAGAUCUUGUUUUGCCUGCAUCUGUGGCUGGCCUCUUCAGAGGUGUAUCACAGAGACCCUAGGUUUCAGCCUGUCUAGCCUAUAGGUAAAAUCUGGCACUGGUGUGAGCUAGCCCUAAGAUGGAUUCAUGACUGACUACAGCUAUUCUGCCUCCCAUUUUCAGUCAAAGCAGACAAAAAGUUACUAGAGAUGGAAAAGAAAACUGAAAAAGGAAUUCAGGCUACAAUCUUAAUUUUAAUUGAGUAAAAGUAAUUUCCAUUGAGUGACAUGGAACUUACUUUAAGUAGAUCUGUUUAGAGUUGUUCUCUUAGAUUUCAAUGAGAUUACCAUCAUCUCUCAAAUUCUAAGUUCAAACUUGUAUGUGAAAUUAAACAAUUAUUGUUUCCAUCA